CGUUGAAGCGUCAAACGUGCGAGACGGGUGAAACUGAAAGGGUUUGCGAAGACUUUGACUUGCAUAGCUCAUGAAAAAUGGUGAACCCGCUACCAUGAGCUGAACAAUCGAAGAUGGAGACAUAUCCCAUGGAGAUCACUUUCGUUUCUCUUCUCUCCGCCAUUUUACUCCUCGCCACCGUCCACUCUCCCGUUUCAGCGGCACUCCUUGGAGUUCACCCCCUCGAUGAGAAAUACUUUGCCUCCCAUGUGAUCAAAUGCAAGGACGGUUCCAAAUCGUUCAAUCGAGAGCGUCUCAACGAUAACUAUUGUGAUUGUGUUGAUGGGACUGAUGAGCCUGGGACUUCAGCUUGUCCUAAAAGCAAAUUUUAUUGUAGAAACUUAGGAAGCACGCCACAAUUUAUAUUUUCUUCUCGUGUAAAUGAUCGUAUUUGUGAUUGCUGUGAUGGAAGUGAUGAGAAUGAUGGUAGUUUCCGUUGUCCAAACACAUGCAUCAUGGGUGGAAAUAUAGAAUAUAAAAGUGACAAUGGUGUCUCGUUUAGCACCAAUGAACAUUCAACUGUCAGUGAUCUUGACAACAUAAAGGAGACCAAAAAGGGGAUGAAUGAAUUGAUUGAGAAGCUUAAAGGUUUGAAAGUGCUGAUAAUCCUUCAGUUCGUCCUCAUCGGCUUCCUGGUGAUCUUCAGGAUGUCCAGAAGGCGUGCGAUGUCUAAAAGAAGACGGCGAUAACUGGAAUGUAAAUAUUUGCUGCUUCCAUUUUGGGUUGCUUCAGACGCAAGGCCUAAAAUGGCGUGAGGUGCUUUUCCUUUGGGAUUGUCUUUUUCCCAAACAGGACCUUUGGCCAAUGGAAUAUGACAGGACUCAUCUUGAUUUGCUCCUUCCAUGCAGCAGUUAAGGUAGAAUUGAUAGCUUUGUGAUGUGGGGUACAUGAGGUCCUGAGGACAGAGAGCCUGCUAGGUCGGUAACAUAAUAGGCUAGAGUCUAUUAUUGAUAAAGUACUUGGAUAUGAAAUAUUUUUGUUACUAGUAUUUCUCUUGUACAAAUAUGUGACUUUCUAAUUAGAUCAUGCAAUGGAGCUUUAUUUCUUUAUUCACUAUUGGAUGUACCUAACUAGAGACUUAAAGGACAGUCUAUCAUCAACAACCCAAGUGGGGCUUCUUAUGAGCAUUAAGAGUUAAAUAUAGUGUUAUUCUUUUGUAUGGUUCA
Messenger RNA from Humulus lupulus (European hop), 1205 nucleotides. Its product is annotated as glucosidase 2 subunit beta. Gene Ontology annotation, cellular component: glucosidase II complex. Lineage: Eukaryota; Viridiplantae; Streptophyta; Magnoliopsida; Rosales; Cannabaceae. The record is from RefSeq and is a predicted model, not a curated record. Gene Ontology annotation, biological process: N-glycan processing. Gene Ontology annotation, molecular function: protein binding. The transcript has 5 exons. Bases 114 to 728 code for a protein of 204 amino acids.